AGUUUCCAAAAAUCCCUGCAGAUAGAUGUUCAAAUUAAUUUAUUUAUGAAGCUAUAUAUUGACAAUUGACGUAUUGCCAAAAUAUUGAUGAUGGAUAAUUUUGAUUUUUGGUUUUGGUUUAUAAGGAAGACGUUUUAAAAACUGAAAAUGAUAGAAACAUUAUAAUUAAUAUAAUACGUUUCAAUGUGAUUAAAUGCCAAGAACAUCACAACAUUUACUCCAAUCUGAGAGACUACCAACUUCAUUAGAUAUGUCUGGAGCUUUUACAGAACAUGGUGCUCCUCCUUCAUAUGAAGAAGCAAUUAAUCCAAAUGCCCCACCUCCCUCAUAUGAUUCUUUAUUUGGAAGAGUACGAGAAGCACAGAAAACAAGUAAAGGAGUCCUAGAAUUUCUGAAAAAUGUAAUUAUAAUUGUAUUAGGCACAUUGGGAUGUACUAUAAUAUUAGGUGUUACAAUUGUUAUUCCAAUAUGUAUGAUAGUAAUGGGUUCUAUGUAUUUAUAUGACUGUCCACAGGGAGAAUACAUUCCAGUUUAUUUAUUAGUAGGAGGUAUAUUUGGUGUAGUAAAACAACUUUUACAUUUAUCUGCAAGAGUUAGACAAACAGAAGAAGAAAGACAAGAAGAGAAUUUAAGACAAUCCCCUACUCAAACUUUAUUAAAUUGUUUUAUGCUAGGAUGGUUCAUUAUUGGAUCUGUAUGGGUGUAUAAAGAAUAUGAGCCCAACUACGAUCCUUCUCUAGGAAAAUAUUGUAACAAGAAUUUAUACUUGUUUUCAUUUUGGUUGAUAACAUCUGUUUAUAUAUUAUUGGGAGCGCUAACUGUUUGUCUAUGUUCGAUUAGUUUAGCCACUAUUAUAUUUCAUACGGAUCAAAGAGAUGAUAAUGAAGUUAACGGCCGUCUAUGGUAAAUUGAAAGUAAUAGGUGAUAUUAAAAUUAGGCAGUUAUGUUGUGGAAAACAUUUCUAGGGAUCAUUAAAAUUGUUUGCGGGUAGGAUAUUUUUUUUGGUUUACAUGACAAAUAUACAAAUGGUUUUGUCUUAAACCAUUUCUAUGCAGUUUUUAAAUGACAUUAUAUCAGUAUCAAAUAUACAAAUUGUUUUGUCUUAAAUCAUUUCUAUACAGUUUUUAAAUGACAGUAUAUCAGUAUAUAUUCCUCAACUAGUAUGGAAAAUAGGAUUCAGUGGUAUACUGACGACCAACACAAAAUACUUGACAUUUAUUUCUAUGAAAUAGCACUAGUUCAUAGGGAAAAAUAUCGUCUAGGUGGUAGGAAAUGUUUGUGUAUAAGUGUUGAAAAGCUUGCUUUUCACGUGUAGUACAACAGAAUGCUUUUUUUACUUAUGAUCAAUCAAUAAACUGAAACAUUUUACAAAAAAACCAAUUUAUUACAUAUUAUAUGAUUACCUAUAUAAUCAACUCUAGCUUUAUCGGAGGUUAAACGUACCGUUUAAUACCAGUGGUCUACAAUCGUAGAUAUUUCUUAAUAAUUCAAUUUCAAUACCCUUAGAGGUUAGUUUUUUUGUGAAACGUUGUUGCUCUUGAUCUUGAAGCUGAGUUAUUAAGAGUUUUCGGUGUUUUGAUAGAAAUGCUUGGGCAACACAAGCAAUACAAGUUUUGCCUUGGUGGUGAAAAGAUUUACUUAAUUAGCAACAAUAAUGUAUAUAAAUGAUUUUAAGAUAAAGGUCGUAAAAAAAUAUAUUCAUUAUAAUGCUCUGUCGAUUAACAUAUAUUCACUGUUUUAUCACUUGAUAAUACAUGACUAUACCCAUUCAAAGAAUAUUUUAAGACAAUUAGCUUUGAUUUUUUUUUUGGGAAAGGGACUAUGCAGAUGUAGUGAUAAUAUUAUGAUGAAAAACCAAAAACCAAGAAUCUAACAUGUAAUUCGAUAGUAACAAUAAAACUCAAGACUAUAAAAUCUGAUACCAGAUAAUUUUAAUGUUAUUGUUUAUUCAGAAAUUUUGAUAAUUUAGGAUAAGUAUUCCAAAAUAACAUAAUAUUUACAGAAGGGUGAUUCAUUUCCGAAAAAAUAUUAAUCUACACAGAAAAAAAAUUCUAAUUUUGAGCUCUUGCUAUCAAUUUUAAGUACUUUUACCAUUUAAAGUGCUUGUAAAAAAUGUUUUGUUUUCAAAUUCCUAAUACUUAUUCACUUUUUACAAUAAUGCAAAUCAGUUUGAUGGAAUUUUAUGCUGUUCGAAAUCGCUUUAGAGAUUUUUCUUUUCUAUAUGAAGAUUAAUUUUUUGCUUGAGCUUUUUUUUCGUAAAUGAAUCACUCUAAUAUAGCUUUAUUGAUGAAUUUGUCGCUUUGGAUUUAUGAAUGCAAAAUAUUAUCUUAUUAUUGGUAAUAUCUACAAUGACAUGGUAGUUUGUAUUUAUACUGAAAACUCAUCGCUGUUCACACUUAGAGUUCACAACGCCAAGUACCCGAGCACUGAAAUUUUUUUCCACUAAUAUGAAAAUGCAAUGGGAGUUGUAGACGAAAGUUAUGUGAAGAACGCGCAUUUUGGACACUGUAGAUUUAAGCAUCUAAAUCGUUUUGAUUUUGGGUCUCUUGUAUUUAAAAAUUUGACGUUUAGACUGUUCGUUUCAAAUUUUUAUCUGUCACAUAUAUAACAGGUCUAAGAAACAAGAAAUUAAAGAUAGUGUGAUUUAUUGAACACAUAUAGUUUAAUAAUAAUUAUUCCUCAUGGGAAGGAGUCAAAUUCUAUUGAAUACGGAUUUCCGUGAGUUUAAAGUAUUUUUGACAAAACUGCUUGUGAAAAAUAACUCAUUUCGUCGCUAAUGUUUCAAUUGCCUCAUAAUAGGUUUGUUCUUGGUAGCUGCACGGGCAGAACUAGUUCAAGAAGUGUUCUUAGUAGCAGUGCAACAGGACUGCUUGCACUGGGUCUAGAGUCAAUUCAGCCAGUGCAGUGUAAUAAGUGUAAUCUGGAAACGCUGUCACUACAUCUUCGUUAUCGGACGAAUAUAAAAUAUCAAAAAGUAAUAAGUCGUUUUCCAUUAUUGUUAAUACUACAAGGCCUCAAUCACAUCAAAUAACCUCAACAAAUGCUCCAUUGCGUUCUGCACUGGUCCAGUUCCAGUGCAGCUACCAAGAACAAACCUAAUGAAACCAAUUCUGACAUUAUCAGGACAUUUCAAGUUAAUGAUGUCAAAAUCAGCUGAUUUCAUCAUUUAUUAAAAUAAACAAAGGACUUUCUAAUAUGGCGAAUGAACCAUUUUGUGAAGUUAUUUCUGUAUUACUGAAAUUAAUUUUGCAAAAAUGGCAUUUUGUUGAGUUGUAAAUUCUAGUAGUAAUAAUUUCAAACAAAAAAAUCACCUUCAGCUUUAAAUAUAGCCCAAAAAAGCUUGUCCUAACAAAAAUAAUUAUGUGCGAGAAAGAGAAAUUGUUUACAAAAAACAUUUGACUUAGUCUGUAACUUUGCGACUUGCACAGUUACUGACAAGUCCUGCCUUAAAAGACUUGGAAGAAUUUUAUAUGCCCUCAGUUAACACUAAAUGUCGAAAUUUUCAAUUUCCUAGCAGGGCUAAUUUUUGCUUCUUAUCGCAACUUCCAACCUUCCUAAACUAUGCUUUACGCACAAAAACAACUUUACAAAUUUGAAACACAAAGAAACGCCUCAACAGUUCUCCCUAAGCAGAUUUGUACGGUUAUAACUAGGCGUCAAUGCUCAAGAACAUUUUGAGGUUAUGUUCUGAAAUAACCUAAACGUGCCAUUUCAUGUUGAUGUUCGACGCGUUAGAUGAGGUCACGUGGUAUACUUUCUACUGGUAUGCCAUCUUAAAUUAAUGAAGCGUCAAGCUUAAAAAUAUAGAGAAAAUAUGCCACCUCUAUCAAUAGAUAAUUUAUUCAAUAAUUGCUAAAUUUAAUUUUUUUCUAAUUUAGCAGUUAUUGGAUAAAUUGAUUUCAGGGUUUCGUACACAAAGUGCUUAAUAAAUUUUGAAGAAACGUCGAGCGAACGCUUCUAAUGACCGCGGGCUUUAAGUGGAACGACAUAGAGGGUGUUACAAUCGUUGUGAGCGUUAAGUGAAAUAUUAGAUACUUUCUAUUUACAUUCAAAUGAACUGAUACACUCAGUCACUGCUCAGUGAAUAAAACGAAGGCGUAAUGUGAAUGCUAUUAACAAAAAAAAUGACAUAACAACAAUAAGAUUAUUUCCAUCAAUGGCCACUUGCACCAUAAAGUUAACAAUGGCUCAAAUUUUAACACUGUUUUCCGAAUUGCACCGUGUGUUAAACCCAGUGAACAUUUUGAGGAAUACUUUUUUGUUAAGAAUUUUGUACUCUACAUUUUUUUUUCGUAUUCCUCAUAGUUUUCGAGUUAUUCGCGUUUUUGAGUUACAAGUUCCAAGCAGAAUCUAGAAAAUCAAAACCGCCCAAUUUGAUUUAAGGUUUUAGCUCAAAAUCGCCUAAUUUACCUGUACUAUAAUCCAAUGCAAUAGUGACAACAGGUGAUGCCUUUAACACUGCAGCUAAUGGCAAUUUAACGAUAUCCUUCGGCCAAAAAAAAUUGAGUUAUGACGGCACAGGUGAGAAUAAUCUGAGUUUUAAUGUAAAUGGGAAGUAGCUUUUUUGUAUUGCAUAAUACGCGUGAGAUUUCACACAAAAAAUACAAAUUAAGCUUCACUAUAUUACUGCUCGUUUUUCAAAUACCCAUAUACAAAAUAAUAUUAGGAUGAUAUUAGUAAUAUAUUUUUUCUAUUUAGUAUAAGUAAAUUAGGUGUAAUGCAUUUUGUAAUAUUACGAGGGCCGUUUUUUUUUCAACCUCCGAUCGCUCCGUGCAGACGCUACGCGGGCUGUAGGCGACUGCCAAGCUCUCGCACUACACAUUCCGCCAUUGUUGACAUUCAGGCGUCAGUCGGCGUUGCGCUACAGCCACGUAAACAUGUCCGAAAUUAUUUUUCUACAGACUGAAGGCCAUAGUGCUGCAGAAAUACUUCGGAGAAUGAGUCGUGUGUAUGAGGAAAACUUCAUGAGUGAUGGUGUUGUGCGUGAAUUGUGCGUUAAUUCAUUGGCGGCAACUUUUGAAGAGGGUAUUGAAAAGCUUUUUCACAGAUAUGAAAAAUAUCUCAAUCUCCUCGGUGAUUAUGUCAAAAAGUAACCUAACCUAACCUAAACGUAUGUGUACCAAUUUUUUGGUAAGCAAAUUAUUGUUUUAUAUGAACUUGUCUUUUAUUUAUAGCCUAUCAGAGAUUGAAAAAAAGGCCCUCGUAUUUAUGUAAAUAUUUGAUUUAUAUAAUGAUUCGCGGGUAUGAGGAAAGAAAUUAUUUUUUCUUGAAAUUUUUUUCUAAUAUUUGAUUGUUUUAUUUUGAUAAGGAAGGCAUCUUAAUUUGUGUGGUUCGGUUUACAUAGCCAUACCAAACUGUGAUAUAUUUUUUUAUAAGCUUUAUAUAUUGUAAAUUUUUUUCUUAAAUCAUGACUAUAUCGAUUAUGUUGAUGCUGAUAUUUUAUGAGAUAAUCAUUUGUAAAUGAUCCAUGAUAAAUAGUAAAUUAAUCCUGAUUGAAUUCACUAAAAUUUUGAUCAACAUCGAAGGUAUUGAGAUAUAGAUAACCGAAAAGUUGAAACGUGAUGGUGAAAAUUCUUGCACUGGUUUUUUUAUUAAGUACUGCCUUUUUUUGGUGGAGAUGGUGCGGUUAGGGAGUGUGCAUCUCAUUAUAUGGCCUCCAAAAUACAUAGACUAUGGAGAGCUUGCUUUUUUAUUCAAAAAUACAUAAUACCGCUCCUUGCUCAAGAUUGGAAACCCAUUACAUAUCAAAGCAUGGGAUCACUGUCCCCCAUGCUUUGACGUGGGAUCACUGUUCACCAUGCUUUGAAUGUUGAGGUUGAUUGAAGACUGCAUUCACUCAUUUGUGUUUAUUUACGUAACUAUUCACAAUUAAUAACAUGAUUCUAUGUACGAUGAUUAGAAUACUCAAAUGGCUCAAGAUAUUUUGAGCAGGGAAAGUGUGCGUUCUCUAAGGUUAAGUGGAGGAAAUGUGUUCUGCUUUCGAUGUGAAAAGAUAAGAAUUCGAGACUGAAUAAUAGAAUGUGGUUGUGAUUGUGAGAUACCUGAAGAUGCUUAACUUAGCAGAUGAUGUGGCGUGCAAAUCCUUUACAGAGACGACGAAACUUCUAUCCACAUUUUCUCGGAAGUGUGAAACAAUAAGAAACUCCAGAGCACUACACCCGGGAGCACUUGAACUAGAAGAUCUCUAGCAAUUACAGCCAUACCACAUUCUAGACUUUUUUAAAGGAGUGGGAUUAUUAGAUCAGCUGUAAACACUGGGUUCUCCAGUAUCGCAGCACGAAAGGGAGAAAUAAUAGAUCCCCUGGGUCAGUGUAUACGAUACCCCAAAAUCCAUACAUACAAUAUUUGACUUUCACAAUAAAAGUAGUCAGAAUGUUAUAUGUGUGUAGAUAGUUUACAACAUUAGCUUUGUGUUUUUUUGGUGAGAAAGAUGUCUCCCAUAUUCCAGCUUUUUGACAUAUCUAUUUCUCUCACAUAUUUCACAAACACCUGUAAACUUUUUUUAUAGACAGUAAUAAUUAAUAUGGGUUUCCUUCCUGGCCAUGUUACAAAUGAAAAUAGGACAUCGUUUUGUAAAUAAUAUUAAAUCUGAUUAUCUCGCUAAUUUCUUCCUUAAUAUUUAUUUACAAAUAUAAUUUUGGUCAUCGAAACUAGAUAUAGUUACGAAUAAAAUAUUUUUCUUCUAUUUUGACCGAUAUUCUGACUGUUUCAUUUUUGCUCAAUGACAAAUUAAUUUAUUAUGUGAGUCUUAUCUCUAAAUUUUUAAAAUAGUCUUGAUUUUUAGGUCUCUUCUGUUAUGAAAUUAGUUAGAUUAGGGUACAUAAAAUAAAACUAAUUUUAUAACAAAAGAGACCUAAAAUCAAGAACAUUUAAAAACAAACAUAUAUAAAAGGUAUAAGAAAUAUAAAAAAUUUUCAAAAUUUAAUAUCUAAACCUGAAAAAAUUUUGUAGACAGAUAAAUAGAUAUACAACUGAAGCUGAUAUCUUAGAUAUAUCUAUCGAUUAUAGAUCUAGAAUAUAACUAGUCAUAUAUAGAAUAGUUAAUAGAAUCAUAUAAUUAGUUUCAAUAUAUUUUUAACAACAAUAAGGUAUUGAUUGACCAAAAAAAUAAAUUAAAGUGGAGGACUCAAUCUCAUGUAAUUUAAUGAUAUUCUCCAAUGUAGCCAUUAAUUUUCUAAAACACGAUGCCUUAUAGAUAUUUACUUUACCUUAAAAAUAUAUGUCAUUAACAAUUAACUGAUUUGUCAUACAUUUUCUGGUUAAUGGGAAGUAAAAUAAUACUUUCUACUGUCAAACUUUUCCAUUUAUUAUAGCCUGUUUUCAUUUUUAUCACCUAUUUUAGUGGAUUUACCAGCAAUGCAGGGAGGGUUAUUGUUCAAACAACUGAUCGAAAUUAAUAGUGGUGGAGCCAUAAAGGUAAAUUGGGAUUUACUCAAACCCCAUUGGAUUUUAAAGUUUAGAUUAUACGAAGAAAAAGCGUUUAAAAUUUUAUAUAUAUAUAUAUAUAUAUAUAUAUAUAUAUAUAUAUAUAUAUAUAUAUAUAUAUAUAUAUGUAUAUAUAGGGCUUGCUAAGAAACCCUUUAAAAGACUGACUGACUAUUCAAAGCGACACAGACUUUUAUUCAUCAGACAAUUCAAAUGAUGUUAUGAUUGUAUAAAAUCUCAACAUUUCCUAUAUCUGAUUCAAUUUUUUAAUUAUUUCUAAAAGCUAAAUCUAAUAAAUAAAAUUAUGAAAAAUUGGGUAAAAAAAUUAAAUUAAAUGAAAAAUACCUACUUUGUUAUAGCUACACACAAUUCAACAAUUUUUGCAACUGUGAAUUGUGAAAAUUGGCUAAUUAAAUUUUUUUUGUAUCAUAUCAUCAAUGUAUUUUUUUGCUAUUUUGUGAAAUGAAUCAUCAUUUAGUGAAAUGAAAACUUUUCAAUAAAUUAAUAUAUCUUUAAAAGUUUUUCUGUCGAUAUUUUUAAUUUCUAUUAUGAUGCACGAUUCUCUACAGGAUACCUAUACAUGGUGGAAGUACUCAAAAGUAUCCUUAUAUUAAUAGCCAUCCUCGAGUAAACCCCAGAAUCCCCCUGGACUCUCCUACUAAAAAUUGUUUUGAGAUAAGACUUUCAUGGAAAUUUCGAUGCACACUGCUCAUACUUAACUUACAUACCCAACUAACAAUUUUAUUAUCAGUCUAAUAUCAAGAAUCUCAGUCUGAAAUUAAUUUUUUAUAUUUCUUACAUUGUUACUUGGGUAUUACAUAAAAUAUUUGCGAAUAUUAUGUUUUGUUGUUUUUUAUAUUGUUAUCUUUUGUUAUAUUACAAUUUUAGUUAAUAUAUUUAUUUU
Messenger RNA from Diorhabda sublineata, 8329 nucleotides. RefSeq names its product transmembrane protein 272-like. Lineage: Eukaryota; Metazoa; Arthropoda; Insecta; Coleoptera; Chrysomelidae. The transcript has 5 exons. The record is from RefSeq and is a predicted model, not a curated record. Bases 194 to 907 code for a protein of 237 amino acids.